Messenger RNA from Lampris incognitus (smalleye Pacific opah), 2827 nucleotides. It is a transcript of the gene bach2b, whose product is annotated as BTB and CNC homology 1, basic leucine zipper transcription factor 2b. The transcript has 4 exons. NCBI's taxonomy places the organism in Eukaryota, Metazoa, Chordata, Actinopteri, Lampriformes, Lampridae. Gene Ontology annotation, molecular function: RNA polymerase II cis-regulatory region sequence-specific DNA binding; protein binding; DNA-binding transcription factor activity, RNA polymerase II-specific. The record is from RefSeq and is a predicted model, not a curated record. The coding region runs from base 7 to 2439 and encodes 810 amino acids. Gene Ontology annotation, biological process: regulation of transcription by RNA polymerase II.
AGCGGAAUGUCCCUGGAUGAGAAGCCUGAAGCCCCCAUGUACGUGUAUGAGUCAACGGUUCAUUGUACCAAUAUCCUCCUCUGCCUCAACGACCAGCGGAAGCAGGAUAUCCUGUGCGAUGUGACAGUCCGGGUGGAGGGGAAGGAGUUCCGCGGGCACAGGGCCGUGCUGGCCGCCUGCAGCGAGUAUUUCCUCCAGGCGCUGGUGGGCCAGGCGGAGAAUGGCUUGGUCGUUAGCCUCCCCGAAGAGGUCACUGCCAGGGGAUUCGCGCCAUUGUUGCAGUUUGCCUACACCGCUAAGCUGUUACUCAGCAGAGAAAACAUCCAGGAGGUCAUCCGCUGUGCCGAAUUCCUGCGCAUGCACAACCUGGAGGACUCGUGCUUUCGCUUCCUGGAAGCUCAGCUGCGCAGCGAGGAGGACAACGGCCUACUGCUCUGCCGAAAGUUGAAGGGGGAGGCCAACAACUCGGAGGAUGAGAGCAUGCAGUCGGAGGCGGUGAGGCCCACCUCCCCCAGGGCACGCCGGCGAGCCGACACCCUCCUACCCUCCCUGCGACAACCCGACGAUGAGCAGGUCACCACGGCCGUGCCAGGUGGCUUCACCGACGGCCGGCUGGACUUUGACAGGCACGGCGCGUCAGACGUGCCCCGCUGCCCCAAAUACAGGAAGUACCAGUGGGCUUGCAACAAGCACAACAAUGACACCUCCUCACACACCAGUACCUCAGGUUUUCCAAGCACAUUACAUGAGAGCGGCACUGGCGGGGCAGCGCAGGGAGAGGGCAGGCUGCCGGUGGCCCAGAUCAAAGUGGAGCCAAAAACGGAGGAAGACCCCAUCUCAUUGAGCCUGUCAGGUGAUGAGCAGGAUGACAGGGACGAUGUGAUGGCCAUGGAGAUGGACAACCCCGUCUCCGCGGAGAGAACCAAGUCACCCUCCUGCCUCCGAGCCUUCUUCAAGAAAGAGGCGGACCUCCCCAGUCUGCCCAACACGUCACAGCAGCUAUUUGCCAACAGACUCUGCCCGCAGGACAAAGAUACUUCUCAGGGAGAUCCUAAAAAGGACUUCAGGCCCUUCACCAGGGAGUUGGGUCUGUCUGUUACGUCCCCAAAGGACGUGGACGCUUUCCCUGCGGGGUUGACGCUCAAGUCCGCCUCCUGCGACGGGGUAUGCAAACAGGAGGUGGAGUUAGACCGCCGCAGUGUCAUAUUUUCCUCAGGGGCCUGCGACCGCCUGGGAACCCCGGCGCAUUCCUACCCCGGCGGGAAGUCUUUGGAGAUGGAGCUCUCUGAGCAUGCGCCAAAGGGCCUUUGGGGUGGAGCCAGCCAGUCCCUCCCCACCUCCCAGACCUACUCUCCCAGCACCGCCUCUGUCGAGCCGAAUCUCCUUUGCCGCCCGAGGCCCAACACCAGCUGCCCAGUGCCAAUCAAAGUGUGCCCGCGCUCGCCGCCCUGCGAGACGCGCACCAGGACUUCCAGCUCCUGCUCCUCCUAUUCCUAUGCGGAGGAUGGUAGCGGCGGCUCCCCGUGCAGCCUCCCGCAGUUUGAGUUCUCCUCCUCGCCGUGCUCCAACGCGGCGCGCUGCCUCAACACGGACCCGCAGGAGCCCGGUGCAGGGGGGGACGCCCUUUUCAACCAAGUGCGUCCCAAGAUCAAAUGUGAGCAGUCCUACGGCACGAACUCCAGCGAUGAGUCGGGUUCCUUCUCCGAGGGGGACAGCGAGUCCUGCCACGUUCAGGAGCGGGGGCCAGAGGUAAAGCUUCCUUUCCCCGUUGAUCAAAUCACAAAUCUUCCACGGAACGACUUCCAAAUGAUGGUAAAAAUGCACAAACUGACCUCAGAGCAGCUGGAGUUCAUCCACGAUGUGAGGCGGCGAAGCAAGAAUCGAAUCGCGGCGCAGCGCUGUCGCAAGAGGAAGCUCGACUGCAUCCUGAACCUGGAGUGCGAGAUAAGGAAACUGGUCUCCGAGAAGGAGAAGCUGCUGACGGAGAGGAACCAGCUGAAAGCGUGCAUGGGCGAGCUGUGGGAGAACUUCUCCUGCCUGUCGCAGGAAGUGUGCCGGGACGUGCAGCUCAGCCCGGAGCAGGUCCAGUCUUUACACCACUACUGCCCCGUGCUGCGGCCCGCCAACUCCACUGCUAGCAACAACGCCGCCGCCGCCAACCCCAGCUGUGACCCCUCGCCGGGACUUGCGCGCUCGGCUGCGCCGGAGCCGGGCGGCUUCCUCAGGUCGCCCGGCCCCUCGGAGAGGGAGCCCGAUGUCGCCGUCCGGAACGGGGCGGACUUGCCGGCGAAAGACACGGACGGCCCGGAGGCGGGCUUAUACGCCGCGUCCGAGCUCUCCUCGGAAAAGUCCAACCAGACGGUAACGGUAGACUUUUGCCAGGAAAUGACUGACAAAUGUACAACCGAUGAGCAGCCAAGGAAGGACUGUACCAAGUAACGGUGGUGAUGUUUCGGUUGCUUCCUCGUUUUCUGUUGUUUUUUUUUUUCUUCAUUUGUUUGUUUGUUUGUUUUUUUUUUUUAUUAAUAUUAUUUAAUUUUGAGUUUUACUCCUCUGACAAACCCUCGCUUUGGGUCAUUGAGAUGGUCAGCCUCUGCCAGUGUUCAUUGAAAACAAGCUUAGUUUUUAUUUAUGUGCUUAUGUGCUGUCUUUUUUUCUCUCUAUUUUUUUUUUCAAAGGUUGACACUAAAGUUGUCUUAACAGCAGCAAUACUGUCCUGCAGGGAUUCUCCUAUGGGACAGAGUGGGAACUUCUCACCGAACCCUUACGAUGGUGCUAUACUCACCCCAACCUCGACAGUGGAAACGCUGUUUUUUGUUUCUCAUGU